This is a messenger RNA of Pseudophryne corroboree (corroboree frog), 3558 nucleotides long. RefSeq names its product acid phosphatase 3 (gene ACP3). The record is from RefSeq and is a predicted model, not a curated record. Gene Ontology annotation, molecular function: acid phosphatase activity. Lineage: Eukaryota; Metazoa; Chordata; Amphibia; Anura; Myobatrachidae. Gene Ontology annotation, biological process: lysosome organization; dephosphorylation. Bases 87 to 1370 code for a protein of 427 amino acids. The transcript is spliced from 11 exons. Gene Ontology annotation, cellular component: lysosome.
CGUUCUACCGUACUCUAUAUGCUUUGCAUUGUUUUUAGCAAUGUGCUAGAUGAUAGAUCUGUCUGUUCAACAAGGUUAAAAAAUCCAUGUCUCCGGCAGAAAUGAAUGCUAGAUGUUCAAGGUGUUUUUUGCUAACUUUCUUAAUUUCCCUCAACAUAUGUCUUAUUUUAUUGGGCCAAGCAACUGCAGAGAAAAAGCUGAAGUUUGUUGUUCUGGUAUUUCGCCAUGGUGACAGGAGUCCAGUUGGUACAUACCCUAAUGACAAGUAUAAAGAAGACUUUUGGCCUGAUGGGUUUGGACAGCUCACUCAGCUAGGAAUGGAGCAACAUUAUGAGUUUGGAAAAUAUCUGAGAAAGAGGUAUUCUGGGUUUCUGAACCAGACUUACAGCAGCAAUGAGGUUUAUGUAAGAAGCACAGACAUGGAUCGUACACUAAUGAGCGCCCAGGCAAAUCUUGCUGGUUUGUUCCCACCCAUUGGGAAGCAAGUAUGGAACGCUAAUUUCACAUGGCAACCAAUACCUGUGCAUACAGUGCCAUUGUCAGAAGACAAUAUACUUUUCAUGCCAGUACGAAACUGCCUCCUUUACAACCAGCUGCAAAAUGAAACUUUUACAUCGACUGAAUAUCAAGCUCUUUUAAAGCCUUAUAAGGACUUUAUAACAACUAUACAAAAUUAUACUGGCUACCCACCUGAGCAAUCAAAUGAUCAUUUCUCCGCGUGGCUAAUAUAUGAUACUUUGUUAUGUGAGAAAAUUCAUAAUUACUCUCUUCCUGAAUGGGCCACAGAUGAUGUCAUGGAUAAACUCUUGCAUCUAUCGGAAAUAUCCCUGUCGGCUUUUUACGGAAUAUACAAGCAUCGUGAAAAAUCCAGAUUGCAAGGAGGUGUCCUUCUGAACACAAUUUUACAAAAUAUCACAAAUGCUGCAAAAACUCCAUCUGGAAAACUGAAAUUAAUAAUGUAUUCUGCGCAUGACACCACUGUUGCUGGUCUCCAGAUGGCUCUAAAUGUAUCAAAUGGGAAACUCCCUCCUUAUACCGCUUGUCAAUUUUUUGAGCUUUACCAGGAUGACGAAAGCAACUACAGUAUUGAAAUGUACUACCGGAAUGACUCGUCAGCAGACCCAUACCUAAACAUUUUGCCAGGAUGCUCUUCAUCAUGUCCUUUGGCACAAUUUACUGAGCUGACAUCCUCGAUCAUUGUGCAAGACUGGGAUAAAGAAUGUGGAGCUAAAGUAGAGAAUAAGAGCGAAGGUGCUGUUAUUGGACUGUCUGUUGCUGUGUUUAUCCUAAGUGUUGUGAUUAUUGGUCUUUUGAUUAUAUUUUAUUACUUCAGAAAACGUCUGGGCAUUUCCAGCUACCAGACUGUGUAAUGAGAGACUAUACAUAAUUACAAUUAUAAUAAAAUGUUAUUUGGGUAAGUCAAGGCUAAUUGAAAUAUGGGACUUUAGUAAAUGCCUACUAUGUAUUUUAAAACAACACAACACGUUUAUUUCUGCAUAAGAAAAGGUAUAGGGGGAAUUCAGUUAGACACAGAGUUUAGCCUUUUCCUGCGCAGUAAACCAAGGGUCAACCCACAGAAUCCCGUACGUUAAACCCCCGAUGGUGCCUUUUUCUCUCAGACUUUUCCUCACAGCUCUUGAGGCUGCAAGGAAUAGUCCAUCCUCGGCGUGGGUAAUCCCCACUAAAUGAAUCACCCUUGUGCGGUAAUCCACGUAGCUGAUUGAAUUCCCAAAUAAUUGAUGACUUCGUAGAACAUUGAAUAUAUAAACUUGCAUAAAUUUCCUGCAUUUACUAGAACCAGUAUUAUGGUAUGCAUGGUUAAUGCCUCACAGUCAUCCAGGUCCCAAACAACUCUUCAUCUUAUUCAGUAUAGGGUUAUUCCAUGUCAGUUCACCCAGGCUAUGACACCUACUGACUCCGAUUUUCAUGAAACUUUGUACACUUGAUACUACUAUAUAGCUACAACCCCAUCUUUUCUAGACUUCACAGUUUUUCAGCUAUUGGGAGACAAAGUUUCGAAAAAAUUCCUCGGAAUUUACACUCCUGAUGCUACAGUUUUAUGUGAGGUGUAUGUGAGGAAAAAAAUCUCAGUCCUCAAUCCACAUACAGAGGUGUCCUUAUAAAGUUUGCGCGGGUUAUAAGCAGCGGCAUAACAUACUGGUGCGGGCACGUGUGUACAAACCAACAGUAAGCACACAGACACUGCGGGUAGGGGAAGCGAAGCUCCUGCUACCCGCACCUAGAAGGGGGAGCAAGCAGCACUGCUCCGCUAUGCUCCCACUACUGCUGGGUCCGUCGGAGUGAGUGGGAGCAUGCAUAUGCAAGUGCCCGCUGGUUAUUGUACUGCGGGCGCUACGCUGUGCCAGGCAGGGCAGUAGAGAGUCUGGCUGGGCCCUGGUACUUUUCAAAGGAUGUUGCCUAAUCACAGGAGUUACAACCAUGUACCCUUAGAAAAAAAUACAGUAAAAAAAUAUUUUAAGCGCCUCCCUGGCCACACUGCAGCCAAGCACAAAGAAGCGUGUGCUGGGCUGAGGAGAAGAUCAGCUGCUGCUGCCAGGUAGGGGGGAUGGGACCACGGCCCCACUGGGCCCCUCCAUCAGACCUGGCCUGGGUAAUUAGUACCCUCCCCACCUCUGCAAUGCAUCAAAAUAAGCUGCAUAAAGCAGCAAAGAUGCAAGCAGACACAUCUGUAUCACUUUUAAAUUCUGACCAUCAAAAUAUCACUCUUGCCUGACUCUGAGAGUCAUUACACAUUCCUUUACUUCAUACUUACUUUAUUUUUUGUACCAAAAAAAUAAUUAGGUUCAAUAAGCAUUAUCUACCUAAGGCAGAUAAGUUAUCAUGUCCCUUUUUGUUUAAAUUAAACCAUAAAGUAUAUUUUAAAAGGCUAUGAAAGAAAAAUAAUGGGAUUUUGAUUGCCUGUCUGUGUAUUUUAAUGUUUAAUCAUAAUUGUCUCUUAAAAACAGUAGUUGUGGCACUCAGAACGCCUACAUUAGUCGUGCCACACAGACCGCCCACAGUAGUCGUGCCACACAGAUCGCCCACAGUAGUAGUGCAACACUUAAUGCACCUUACACUUAUGUCCACAGGAGGAGGGGAGAGAGGGGGGAGUGCGGUAUUUACCACUAACAGGUCAGCGGGACAGUGCUGCCGAUGCCGCUGCCAAAGUGCAGCUGGGACAAGAUAGGAGGGAAGGAGCCGGAGGGCCCGAGCCGGAGACCUGCACUGGAGCUGCGCUUCACGCUGCUUGCAUCUGUCAGACACAGUGGCAGCCAGCAGCAACAGCAGAGCGGGGUGAGUGUCUCUUCUGCCGGGGGUGGUCUUCAGUAUGCUGUCUGUCGGGAUCCCGGCGCAUAGUAUACCAGCGCUGGAAUACCGACAGAUUUUCUCCCUCAUGGGGGUCCACGACCCCCCUGGAAGGAGAACAAAUAGCUUGGCACGCGUAGCGCGCCACACUGCCCGCAACGUUGCGAGCGCAGCGAGCCCACAAGGGGCUCAUUUGCGCUUCCCACGCUGUUGGUAUGCCGGCAGUCGGGCUCCCGGCGCCGGUAUGCUGGU